AUGGUGUCCAAUAAGGAGAGCCAGUUCACCGCUUCCCCGAAGAUAAGCCCCUUAAACCCCGAGGCGCCUCUCUAUUCGGGCGCGACUCCCCAGGGUACUCCCCAGACAACUCCCCCGGCACACUUCCGUGCAUCUCACUUCACGUUCUCACGAGUCCCUCCUACGGCUCCGAAGAACUUCCAACAGGAGCAGAUGUUGACUCCGUUCACAUCUCUCCGAUCGCACUCUGACGAGCCACCUCGUCGCGGUUUCCAGGGCACUCUGUCUGAAGACUCCCACAGCAGCGCUGGACGACGUUCCAACACGCAAUCCCACGGCCACCCUCGCAACAUCAAUAGCAACCGUCCCCGCAAUCGACCCAACGCUCGUACUCGCGAGCGACCCACCAUGGCCAUGCAGCUGUCUUCCACACCUACUAGGCCUCUGACUCCCUUUCCUAGCCCCAUGCAGACCCCUGCUCACUUGGCUUAUACCACCGAGCUGGCCAUGGCGGACCAGAACGCCAGGUUUAGAGCUGCGAUGGCGACUUCUUACAUCAUGGAAGCCGCGGAAAAGGCACUCGAGCAACGAGAGAAGGAGAAGGAAGAUCCCGACAAUAUGGAGGAGGAGUCAAUGACUGAACGCAUUGCUCUUCACAGACAGAAGCAGGAGCGAGCUAGAGGUUUUGAGGAUGAUGAUGAAUUCUACUUCGACACCUAA
Pseudomassariella vexata is the source of this 699-nucleotide messenger RNA. RefSeq lists its product as uncharacterized. The transcript is spliced from 2 exons. Lineage: Eukaryota; Fungi; Ascomycota; Sordariomycetes; Amphisphaeriales; Pseudomassariaceae. The coding region runs from base 1 to 699 and encodes 232 amino acids. The record is from RefSeq and is a predicted model, not a curated record.